Molecule: messenger RNA, 1160 nt
Organism: Leptidea sinapis
Lineage: Eukaryota; Metazoa; Arthropoda; Insecta; Lepidoptera; Pieridae
Product: putative transferase CAF17 homolog, mitochondrial
Exons: 1
Coding region: 49-1020 (323 amino acids)
Cellular component (GO): mitochondrial matrix
Molecular function (GO): protein binding
Source: RefSeq, a predicted model, not a curated record
AAAUAUAUUUUAAAAAAACGACGAUGCUUUCAGCACUUCUUACGUUACAUGCAUAUUGUAAAAAAAACUUCACAAGAGGUUUUAUAUCCUCUCGAUUCAAGAGGCUUACUAAAAGUAACCGGUAAUGAAUCUUCAGUCUUCCUUCAAGGUCUUAUUACAAACGAUAUGCAGCAUUUUGAAGAAGGUGCCAAAUCCAUGUACACAAUGUUUCUUAACAAUAAAGGCCGGGUACUUUACGACACUUUAAUUCACAAGUGGGGCGAAGAAAAUUCAUAUAUGAUAGAAUGUGAUAAGCAAGUAGUGAAUUUGCUCCAGAAACAUUUAAUGAUGUAUAAGUUAAGGCGAAAAGUUACGAUAGAAGAUGUUCACAAACAGUUUAAAGUAUGGGCUUUAAUUACCAAUUCUGAUGGUACAGUUGACAAAAUAAUUGAUGGUAUAAAUGAUAUAAAUCUAUACAAAGACCCAAGACUACCAGAACUGGGAUGCAGGGUAAUCUCAAUUGCAACUUUAAGUGGGCAUAAAAUAGCAGAGAUUUUUAGUAAAGAUAUUAAUGCUGAAAGUAAAGAUGAUAAUUACAGGUAUCUGAGGUAUACAUUAGGUGUAACUGAAGGUGCAGAUGAUUUACCACCAGGGGUAACAUUUCCCUUGGAAGUUAAUUGUGAUUACCUUCAUGGAGUGAGUUUUCAUAAAGGAUGCUACAUUGGACAGGAAGUUACAGCAAGAGUUCACCAUACUGGUAUUGUCCGUAAAAGAAUCAUGCCAAUAAAAUUUGACAAGCCAGUUGUGGAUGAAAUUGAAAGGGAUUCCUUAAUAAAGGCAACAAAUAAUCCUAAAUUGAGUCUGGGAAAACUUAAGGGUGCUUUAAAUGAUUAUGGGUUAGGUUUAGUUAGAAUAAAAGAAUGUUUAGAUGCUAAGAGUCUAAGCAUAGGAAAAUAUACAGCACAAGUAGUCAAACCAAAUUGGUGGCCUACUGAAGCCCCUAAAGAAGUUUCCAAGAUUGACAAGGAGUUAGAAAUGUAAUUGUUGAAUCGAGUUUUGGGCUCUGUAUGGUCAAUAUAUUUGUACAUUGUAAAAUGUUUAUGGAAGUAAAAUGAUUUUAAAACAAAUUGUUACAGAAUAAUGAAGAUGGCACAAAAAACAAAAGAGGAAGAUCUUGUUGU